Messenger RNA from Salvelinus fontinalis (brook trout), 3294 nucleotides. Its product is annotated as PDZ domain-containing RING finger protein 4-like. The record is from RefSeq and is a predicted model, not a curated record. The annotation marks the transcript as partial. Lineage: Eukaryota; Metazoa; Chordata; Actinopteri; Salmoniformes; Salmonidae. Gene Ontology annotation, molecular function: protein binding. The transcript has 4 exons.
UUUGUUGUUUUGUUUGUUCAGGUUGGACCCAACAGCAUCGCUGCCAGGGACGGGCGCAUUAGGGAAGGAGAUCGAAUAUUACAGAUCAACGGCUGUGACGUACAGGACAGGCAGGAAGCUUUCACUCUUCUGUCCAAUGAGGAGUCCAGGAGUAUCGUUCUCCUGGUGACCAGACCAGAGGAGGCGUGGCUGGAUGAGGAGCACAAUGAACUCCUGGAGGAGCUGAAGAUGGAGAUCCUUGAGGAGAGGAGGAACGAGGAGGUGCAGAAGACAGGAGGAGGAGAGGAGCAGGCCAAGCAGCUGGAGGAGGAUGACGUCAUGACAGACACGGCCACGUGUUCCUCCAAUACUCAGGACAAAGACAGCGGCUUGGGGACGGGGCGCAACGAGGAGAGCUCCGAACAGGAAGUCCUCCUAGCCCGUGUCCACCGGAGGCCUGCCCAGGGCCUGAGAGACCGAUGGAGGGCCAAGCAUUGCCAGGGGCUGGGCCGGAGGGUGGUGGUGCCCUCGGACACCCAGGGACCCAGGGGUCUGAUCCAAUCCCAGGAGGGUGAGGGUGGAGUGGGGUUAGGACUGGAGUGUGACAGCCGCUUCCAGCAGCUCCUGGAGCUCAAGUGCCAGAUCCGUAACAGCGGGGAGUGUGGUGUGUACUAUAGCAGGAGAAGCACCAUCGAGUGCAGCCUGACGGAGCAGAGCGGCGUGGGGGUCAGUGGUGGUGGAGGGAUGGAACAAGAGCUGCGGAUGUUGAACGAGGAGCUGAGGAGUAUCGAGCUGGAGUGUCAGAGCAUUAUGCAGGCCCACCAGCUCCGCAAGAACCAGAGGGAUCCCCCCUGCACCCCUAUGUGCUCCCCAGGACGAAGCCCCAAACAUGGGCGUGAGCAGCAUGCCAAGCUGGCCGAUAUCAACGAGCAUCCAGGGGAGAGGCAGUGGGACAGCGACAAGCUAAGGGGGGACAAGGACAGCUCCAGUGCCUAUAACACGGCUGAGAGCGCCAGGUCCACUCCUCUAGGCAUGGAGAGAUCCCCGGACCACUCUCUACAGAGACGCAUCAGCCUCACCAACCAGAAGAACCUCCGGAGCACCAUGGCAGCCUCCGGCCAGUCCAUCUCCAUCCACAUCCCAGACAGAGAGCUCCUGAGUGAGACCUCGACCGGGACCCCUACGCACAGCCGACACGAUCCCAACCCCAGCCCUGGAACCACGGUCAUCUCCAGCAGCCCCGACCAGUCCAACCCUUCCCCCUCCGAGUCAGACCCGGCCCUGCCUGCAGACGACGAGCGCUGCGACCGCACCAGGAGCCACCGGGGGCCACGCAGGGUCCCUCCCUACCCGUCCCCUUACCACACAGCCCCCCAGCAGGGCGCCUCUCCAGCCCACGCCAGACACCUUCAGAGCUACAUGCAGCAGCUCCUCCAGCAGGCCUCCAGUCUGGAGACCUACUCCCAGUCCCAGCUCAGCCUCCUCAGCGUCUGCCGGGACCGCUCCACCCGCCCAGGGGAACCACGCCUCGAGUGGAAGGUCAAAGUUCGAGCCGACGGGACGAAGUAUGUAGCCCGGCGACCAGCGAGGGACCGGAUUCUACGAGAACGGGCUCUGAGGAUCAGGGAGGAGCGUAGUGGAGGGAUGACCACGGACGACGACGCUAUGUCAGAGAUGAAGAUGGGGCGGUACUGGAGUAAAGAGGAGAGGAAGCAGCAGUUGGCAAGAGCCAGGGAGCAGAGGAGGAGGAGGGAGUACAUGCAGAGGAACCGGCUAGAGUGUCUCAGAGAGGGCCCUGGGAGCGGGGCCGAGGGCCGUAAAGAGGUCAACAUCCUGGAACUCAGCCACAAGAAGAUGAUGAAGAAACGCAACAAGAAGAUCCUGGAUAACUGGAUGACCAUCCAGGAACUAAUGAGUCACGGGGCCAGAGCACCUGAGGACCAGGAGACUAAACCAGUACACAAUGCCUUCCUGUCUGUUACUACAGUAUAGGACCACAGCGCCGGGUAGAAGUUACCCUGUACACACAGAUCUAGGAUCAUUUAAAACUACCCGGGUCGGGCGUUAACCAUUUGGACGAUAAUGCAAAACUGACCUCAGAGCAGUGUCUAGGGACAACCUUGCCCCAUCUCUCUCUCUCUCUCAUCGCGUCCAUGCGGUAUGACCUUACUUGCCUCGUUCAAUGUGGCAUUUUUUAUAAUGGGGAAAAUCCUAUAUUUUUCACACUUUAUAAACUCAAUAACGUUUUGUAAAAUGAUUUUUUUUACACUGGUUGUCGAUGUACUUUGAAAUGUUUUCUGCCGUGGCUCAUUUAUGCUGUCAUCAAACAUGUUUCUAUGAUAAUCAGAAUUCUCUGUAAACCACAUCAUCAUGGAAGUCAACGACAUCGUUGUACGCUGUCCUGUUUGCAUUGUUUAUCCAGCAUGGCAGUGGUUAACUAGUGGUCAGAAAGGUUCCAUACACCUGAGAACAGACACUUGACUCGUGUGCAGAAUCCUCCUUGUCUUUUACUGAGUAUCGACCAUAUAACUGCACAACCCUCUCAGACCCAUUCAAUAUGCCAAGCUGGACACCACAAAAUCUCUGAAGGAGCUUUCAUCAUUUCUGAAAAUGUCAACUCUGAGUUCUCUUGGAAAAUUCAAAAGUCCUGAGAAUGUCAAUAAUUCAGUGGUGUCUCAGAGGCUUUCAGUUUCUCCGUUUAAAGCAAUCGUGAAGGAAAGGUUCACUAGUCAACAGUUUUGCCCCAACAUCUCAUUGAAGGAAAGGUUCACAACAGUUUUGCCCCAACAUCUCAUUGAAGGAAAGGUUCACAACAGUUUUGCCCCAACAUCUCAUUGCAAAAGUGAUCUCAAUGCUUCUCAUCAAUGGUAAAUCAGUCUCACUAAUGAAAACAGUGAAUUGCUUACUGAUUAAAUCAUUAAUUGAAGUGAUUUGAUUGCUCCAUGAAUACAUUAAAUGUAAUUUAUGAAUACAAAACAUAUUUAUUAUUUUUUAUUGCUUAUUUUGAAUUAUUGUACAUGUAUUAGUGUAUUCUGCAUAUUUUCGGACCUGUCUGAAGAUCUCUUUGUAUUGUCAAAAAUAACACAUGAUAUUGUCUCUAACGUAUUAUACUUCACCUAACAGUCCUUUCUGGCAUUUGGUGGUGCUUCAAACGGACGCUUUUCAUUGUACACUGUUCUUCUAUCUUUGCUCAGUGUUUAUCGUCUUUUUUCAAGUAAUCGGUAGUUGGUAACUUCAUAGGCAGGUCAAUGUGUGCUAAUUGUGAUAUUUGCAAAGGAAAUGUUAAUAAAUUAUUGUUUAUCUUUAUGAAACAGA